This is a messenger RNA of Dicentrarchus labrax (European seabass), 2812 nucleotides long. It is a transcript of the gene lsr, whose product is annotated as lipolysis stimulated lipoprotein receptor. NCBI's taxonomy places the organism in Eukaryota, Metazoa, Chordata, Actinopteri, Moronidae. Gene Ontology annotation, cellular component: plasma membrane; tricellular tight junction. Gene Ontology annotation, biological process: establishment of blood-brain barrier; tricellular tight junction assembly. The record is from RefSeq and is a predicted model, not a curated record. The coding region runs from base 186 to 2054 and encodes 622 amino acids. The transcript has 11 exons.
ACGUUCAGGUACUCCUCUCGCCUUCAAGCACACAAAGACACAAAAUGGAGCUGGAACUACCUGACUGAGGAGAAGUACAGUUGCGCUCUUUUAGUAUGUACAACCUGAAGGGGUUUUAUUUGUGUGUAUUUAAUGAAAUAACAAGAUUCUACGUCGACUGAGAGUCAGAGGAAAGAGGAGUAAACAUGUUUUGGACGUUAAUCUUCGCCGCUUUAAUGGCAACAGAGUCCACAAUGGCCAUCUCGGUCCAGUGCCCCACAAAGAGGUACAUUGUCAUCCUCUUCCAGCCAGUUACCCUCACCUGUAACUACCAGACAACCGCCACUCAGUCUCCUGUUGUCACAUGGAAGUAUAAAUCAUAUUGCCGGGACCCCAUCCAGGCUGCACUGAAUCCCAGCAGUGCAGAGAACAUCUUGUCUCAGAGCAACCCCAACUAUGAUGCCAACAUCGAGUGCGCCGACAGCCAGAGGACAGUGCGCAUUGUGGCCUCCAAGCAAGGCAGUGCUGUGACCCUCGGCACGGACUACCAGGGUCGCAAGAUCAGUAUCCUAAACAAUGCAGACCUGAAUAUAGCGCAGACGGCAUGGGGCGACAGCGGUGUCUACGUCUGUUCUGUGAUCUCUUCCCAGGACCUUUCAGGAAACGGCGAAGACUACACAGAGCUCAUUGUACUUGAGAGAAAGUCAAAUACUACUGACCUCCUGCCUGGCAUUGACUUACUGGUUAUGGAAGACUGGCUCCUGGUUGUUUUGGUGGUUCUGGGCUUCCUGUUGCUUCUGCUCCUGAUCGGGAUCUGUUGGUGCCAGUGCUGUCCACACACGUGCUGCUGCUACAUCAGCUGCCCCUGCUGCCCCGACCGCUGCUGCUGCCCACGGGCCUUGUACGAGGCAGGAAAAGCAGUGAAGAAAGGUGUGCCCAGUCAUUAUGCUCCCACCAUGUAUGCUCCCAGUAUGUAUGCUCAGCCAGCAUACAGUGGCCCGCUAAUGAACCAGCCCGGUAUGCCCCUGCUUCCUCUACCCAACGGAGCUGGACCCCUACCGCCCCAGAAUGGGUACAGUCGAGAAUAUGAUGGCGCUAGCUCAGUGGGACAGGGCUCUCAGGUGCCUCUGCUGCAUGACGGAGACCAGGACCACACUCGCAGUGGGUAUCGUAUCCAGGUGGAUCCUGAUGGGAACGCCACACGUGCCAUUUACUAUAUGGAGAAGGAGCUUUCCAAAUUGGACCCGGCCAGACCUGCCAACUACAACCGCUUGGAUAAUAUGAGUGAAGUCACUUCCUUGCAUGAUAGCUUGGAGCCUCGAGGUCGUGGGGGGCGUUCCCAGCCGCCACCUCUAGCCACCGUCUAUGACCGGGAUGAAGCCAUGAGCACCAUCAGCAGUGUUUCCCAGCAAGGCCACCGCCGUGAUGACUACCCGCGCCAUGGUGGAGGGUACAUGGAGAAUCGCGUACGUGCCCGCUCCAUGGACAACCUUGACGACAUUGGACGGCGGUACGGCCGAGAUGACUACUCACCACACCGGCGCCCAGAUGAGCCCAGAGGCAGGAGAGGCUCGGAUGAUGGGUGGAGCAGUAGUGCCCGCAGCGGCCACGACCGCGACUUUGAUGACCGCAGGCGGCGUGACUACUCCCCUGAUGAUCGUCGGAGAGGAGACAGGGGGGACUACGGUGGCCUCCCAGGGAGACGCAGCCGCAGCCGUGACGAUCUGAUGGACCUGGAGAGGAAUCGCCCAGCUGCCGGCGCUGCCAGGGGUGGGCGUGUUGAUUAUGAUGACAGCUUCCUGCGAGAAGCCAUGGAGAGGAAGAAGAUGGGCGAGCAGCAGAGGGCACGCAGCCGGGAGCGACUGGACAGCGAGAGCGACCGCUCUGAUCGGGGGAGGGCGCCACGUGGGCCUCCGCCACUUCCCCAGAACCCGCCCUCUGGAUAUCCUGGUCGCCGUGAUGACUACCCACCCCCACCACCUCCACCGUACAGUGAAGAUGAAAGUGUGUCAUCUUCCAAAAAAAGCAACCUCCGCAAGAAUGGAGCUGUGAGUCGGGAGAGCCUGGUGGUGUAAAACCAACCGUGACGUGAGCAACCUGCCCCAAUAAUGCAGCUUUGAUCCAUCCAAACAGGCACAGUUGAUUUAUAAGACUGUAAAUAUUAGUCACACUGCUAAUUUGCUGUACUGAAUUUCAUAUUGCAUAAUAUACAGUAAACUUAUCACGAAUUGAUUCUGAAUGUGUAUGAAUACUUUUCUAAUAGGGAAUAGGUGCACAGAUGAAACAUUAUGUGCCUUUCCAUGUAUAAAACAUUGUGGCUGCCACAAGUGCCUUAGAGUGUACAGAAUUUUACUUGUAGAUGUGAAAGUCAGGCUGAUAAAUAAUUCCUCUACAACAGUGUUUAUAUCUUGACGAGUAAACAUGUUCCAAUUGGUUUCAACUUUCUUAACAUUUUUAACAUUUGUGUAGUUUCAGUUAGCUGAUACAGGUACUAAUGUAGUUUUGUAGGGGUUUACAGAUUUUCCUGGCUUUUUACUUGUGAAAAUGUUUUGUAAGAAAAGCUAUGUACAUUCAAAGGAAUUGAUUUUAUCUUUGCUUUUAGUUGUGUUAGAUUGCUCUGUGUCUUUAGUAACCUGGUGAACAAAAUAUAUUCUUGGUUAGAAUUUGUGUUUGAGUACUUGCAUUUUAUUUUCUAACAUUUUAUUUUUUUUAUACAAAAUUCACAUUUUAACCUUCAGUAUAUUGUACAGACAACCAGUCAUACACUCUGAAAAUGAAAAUUAUUAUUGUGAUGUGAUGAAAUUUUACAAUAAAGGUCUCUAUUGUCAGGGCA